Molecule: messenger RNA, 932 nt
Organism: Ostreobium quekettii
Lineage: Eukaryota; Viridiplantae; Chlorophyta; Ulvophyceae; Bryopsidales; Ostreobiaceae
Source: the annotation of a GenBank genome assembly
GGUCCAGUUGUGUCACCACCUCCAAAGGAGAAUCGAACUGCCGGCCGUGCUGUGGGUCCUCUUGGGUUUGCUUGGCGACGCUUGGGCGGAUUUCUAUCGAGCCUCGCGAAGCGAUGGCCAGGGUCUGGGGAGUCGGAAUUCGAUCCAAGGGAGCAGGUGCUCGGAUGGGACUUUCGGCUGGGGUUGGAUUUGUAGUCGCUGGUGCCUUGGUGGCUCAGGUCGGGAAAUGCACACUGGUGAAAAGGCUCCUCAAAAUGGACAAGCAGGCAACACUAUCAAAGAGCGGAUGCAGCCAACCACGCAGGCCAUCUCCUCUGCUUCCAAGAGGAUUUCAAGCCAACACAGGCAGGCCUUUGCAUUCACCAAGCCCUUGAACGCCCUGCUGGUUGUGCUGGUGUGGCUGAAAUCAGCCCAAUCACAGGUGAUUCCAAGCAAGGAAUUCCCAGCCAUCGUCUUGAUCAAAAAUCCGUGGAGACAACCGACAUGUUCUGGCGUGGUGGUUCACAAAUUGUACAUCUUGACAUCAGCCCAAUGCGUCGAAACUGCAGGACCCGAACCUUGGGUUCUAUUCCCUGGGCUGGCAUCCAAUGGUAUAGAUCAGAAUGGUGAUGGGAAGGUUGUGCAAGCACAGAAGGCAUAUGUGCAUCCCACAUGGCAAGCAAACUUGGAAGGCGGUCAUGAUGCUGCACUUUUAAGACUCCCACAUUCUCAUGCUGUGGAUAUACCCCAUCCAAUGAUUGCAACGAUCCCGUUCUUCGCAAUGCACGUAUAUGCCAGUGUGUUUGUGUGGGUCCCUAUCAUGAAUGCAACGAUGAAAGAGCAGCUGGAAAUCAGGGAGUUUCAAGUUAUUGACAGUAACUUCUGCUCGGGGAUCAAUGGCUCAAGGAAGCACACGUUCUGCAUUUACUCAGGCAUGGUCGAUCUGAAGCAUG